AUGUCUCGCGCUAUCCUCCUGUCGCUCCUCCUCGCCCCCGCCGCGGGCUUCGGCUUCGGCGGCGCGAAGAAGGCCGGCUCCAAGCCGGCCGGCUCUUUCGACGCGUCCCAGGCGCUCGGCGCGCAGGCGCCCGCGGGCUACUGGGACCCCAUCGGCAUCGCCGACGGCAUCUCCGAGGAGCAGUUCAACCGGUACCGCGAGGUCGAGCAGAAGCACGGCCGCAUCGCGAUGAUCGCCGUCGUCGGCUACUGCGUGCCCGGCUACAUCGGCACGUUCGGCGACGUCAAGCUCGGCGGCGACGUCAAGUUCUCCGACGUGCCCAACGGCGUCCAGGCCCUCUUCAAGAUCCCCCCGCUCGGCCUCCUCCAGAUCCUCCUCCUCAUCGGCAUCCUCGAGACGCAGUUCCCGAACGUCCAGGGCGACUACGGCACGGGCUACUUCGGCCAGUCCCUCGAGGAGCCCGUCAAGAGCAAGAAGCUCGCCAUCGAGCUCUCCAACGGCCGCCUCGCCAUGCUCGCCAUCAUGGGCCUCCUCGCCCAGGACGUCGUCUCCCAGGGCGCGCCCUUCGACGGCCCCCAGUUCGAGACCGGCACGUUCACCUCGCUCUAG
Molecule: messenger RNA, 609 nt
Organism: Aureococcus anophagefferens
Lineage: Eukaryota; Pelagophyceae; Pelagomonadales; Pelagomonadaceae
Gene: LHC41
Exons: 1
Coding region: 1-609 (202 amino acids)
Biological process (GO): photosynthesis, light harvesting in photosystem I; response to light stimulus
Cellular component (GO): membrane
Source: RefSeq, a predicted model, not a curated record